Molecule: messenger RNA, 1144 nt
Organism: Sesamum indicum (sesame)
Lineage: Eukaryota; Viridiplantae; Streptophyta; Magnoliopsida; Lamiales; Pedaliaceae
Product: cysteine proteinase inhibitor 6
Molecular function (GO): cysteine-type endopeptidase inhibitor activity
Source: RefSeq, a predicted model, not a curated record
AAGCAAUUGAAAGGACAGGUGGGGGACUGGGGAGGGAGAAAGUAGAAAGAAAGAAGCGCUGGCGCUUAGAGCAGAAAAGUCCAACACCGCCUCGUCCUCCUCCUAAUCCUUUCUCUUUACCAAAUGCACAAUACCAACUGAAAUGAAAGCUCUGCCUUUCUCCAUCUUCCUCUCUGCUGCUGCCCUCCUCUCCCUCUUCUCUUCCUCUUUCGUCCUUCCUCAACAAAACUUAGGCCUUUGCCACGACAACGAUAAUCAAGUUAUUCACAUGGCUACUCUAGGGGGCGUCCAUGAUUCCAAUUCCAACCCCGACACCCACUCCCUCGCCCGAUUUGCUGUUGACCAACACAAUACCAAAGAGAAUGGAUUACUUGAGCUGGUCAGGGUUGUGGAGGCACGAGAACAAGUUGUCGCAGGUACCCUGCACCAUCUUGUACUCGAAGUUCUUGAUGCCGGCAAGAAGAAACUUUAUGAGGCAAAAAUUUGGGUAAAGCCGUGGAUGGAUUUUAAACAACUACAAGAAUUCAAACAUGUUCGAGAUGUUCCUUCUUUUACCUCCUCAGACCUCGGUGCUAAGACAGAUGAUCAGGUCUCCGGAUGGCGACCAGUGCCAGUACACGAUCCUGUUGUUCAGGAUGCUGCUCAUCAUGCUAUUAAGACGAUUCAGGAGAGAUCUAACUCAUUAUUCCCUUAUGAACUAAGUGAGGUGGUCCAUGCGAAUGCAGAGGUUGUUGACACAUCAGCGAAGUUUGAUAUGCUUCUCAAGGUCAAGAGAGGAGGAAAAGAAGAGAAGUACAAGGUUGAGGUGCAUAAGAGCACAGAAGAAGGUGGUUUCAACUUGAAGAAGGUGGAUCUUGAUCACUCUUAAGUAUGAAGCUAAUGGCAUGUGACACCUAAUGCUGAAAACAGUUUAGAAGUUGAUGGUUAUGCUGACAUAGAAAACUAUAAGUUGCUCUUUUGGAAUUGCCAUGGCCUGACUGUCUCAGAUAUCGGUUUCCUUGGAACUUUACAUUUGACUCGUCUAACAAUAUUGGUUUUUAGUUUUGUAUCUGUGACACGUAAUCUUUGCUUUGUUUUGAAUUUGGACGACUCUAAAUAAGGUCUUUCCAGACUUGAAAUAAAUACAUAUUUGGCAAACCACAAA